This is a messenger RNA of Salvia hispanica, 1034 nucleotides long. Its product is annotated as ras-related protein RABB1c-like. Gene Ontology annotation, molecular function: GTPase activity; GTP binding. NCBI's taxonomy places the organism in Eukaryota, Viridiplantae, Streptophyta, Magnoliopsida, Lamiales, Lamiaceae. The record is from RefSeq and is a predicted model, not a curated record.
UCCAUGUUAAGCAACAUCGACACAUUGUAAGAAAACAUUAUAGGAAUUUUCCCAUGUUCAAACAAAUCAAGAUUCAAGAGCCCUUUUAUCUGUUUCCUCUUGAAAGGCGAAGGAUAAAUAUUGCCACUAUAUGUCUUUGAAUAUCAAUAAAAUCUCCUCAUUAUUUGAUUUGCUUUCGUUUGGACAAAACACAUUGUGUGUUUAAUCUAGCAAUUCAAUGUCGUAUGCUUACCUCUUCAAGUACAUUAUCAUCGGUGAUACCGGUGUUGGAAAAUCAUGCCUGCUUCUGCAGUUCACGGACAAGCGCUUCCAGCCAGUGCACGACUUGACUAUUGGUGUCGAAUUUGGAGCUAGAAUGAUUACCAUUGAGAGCAAACCGAUCAAGCUACAAAUUUGGGAUACGGCUGGUCAAGAAUCGUUUAGGUCGAUUACGAGGUCUUACUACAGAGGUGCUGCUGGAGCCCUGCUAGUCUACGACAUCACAAGGAGGGAAACUUUCAACCACCUUGCCAGCUGGUUGGAGGAUGCAAGGCAACACGCGAGCAUGAACAUGACGAUAAUGUUGAUAGGAAACAAGUGUGAUCUAGCUCACAGAAGGGCCGUUAGCACUGAAGAAGGUGAGCAGUUUGCAAAGGAGAAUGGCUUGGUAUUCAUGGAGGCAUCUGCUAAAACAGCUCAGAAUGUCGAAGAGGCCUUUGUGCAGACUGCAUCAACAAUCUAUAAGAAGAUUCAGGAUGGCGUUUUUGAUGCGGCGAAUGAGUCGAAUGGGAUCAAAAUCGGAUAUGGAGGAAACCAAGGAACUUCAGCUGGAAGAGAUGGAGGUGCUUCUCAAGCUGGAGUUUGCUGCGGUUGAAACUUUGUGGAGAAAGUAUGAAAAUGACGAGUGUUAAUCUUUAUUUUCUUAUGUUUCAAAUAGGUCUCACAUAUAUUAUCAACAAUGUACUUACUACAAUGUUGAUCCACAUUCUAAAGUUGGUUGAUGUGAAAACAAAGGACAUUCCUCAUCAAACUUUUAUGUAUAUGUUUUUUUUAUG